Messenger RNA from Acinonyx jubatus (cheetah), 661 nucleotides. It is a transcript of the gene NDUFAF2, whose product is annotated as NADH:ubiquinone oxidoreductase complex assembly factor 2. Gene Ontology annotation, cellular component: membrane. The transcript is spliced from 4 exons. Lineage: Eukaryota; Metazoa; Chordata; Mammalia; Carnivora; Felidae. Bases 79 to 585 code for a protein of 168 amino acids. The record is from RefSeq and is a predicted model, not a curated record. Gene Ontology annotation, biological process: mitochondrial respiratory chain complex I assembly.
GGUGCGCGGCUAGAGAGCGCGUGUGUUUGGGUCCUGGCGGAUCCGUCUGAGAUUCGCGCUGAAAGCCGUACAGACUGCAUGGGUUGGUCUCAGGAUUUGUUCCGUGCCUUAUGGAGAGCGCUGUCAAAGGAAGCGAAGGAGCAAGUCGGCACAGACCGGUUCGGGAACAAAUACUACCAUGUUCCGGAAUACAGGAACUGGAGAGGACAGAUUAUUCGAGAGAAAAGAAUUAUAGAAACAGCAAAUAAAAGAGAAGUCGACUAUGAAGUAGGGGAUAUCCCAACAGAAUGGGAAGCUUGGAUUAGAGGAAAAAGAAAGACUCCACCUACGAUGGAGGAAAUCCUAAAGAAUGAAAAAAAUAGAGAAGUCGUUAAAAGGAAAAGCCAAGACCUUUAUGAAGAGGAAAAACUCCUUAGCAAAGAGAACGAAGAACUUUUGGCUCCACCAGUUCAGACUCAGAUCAAAGGCCACGCCUCUGCUCCAUACUUUGGAAAGGAAGAACCCUCAGUGGCUCCCACCAGCACUGGUAAAACCUUUCAACCGGGAUCCUGGAUGCCACAAGGUGGCAAGAACCCCAAUCAAUGAAUGCACUGUGGUAAUACUUCAUUUGUAUGUAACUUUUUUAACAAUAAAAUAAAUAAAGAUUACUUUAUUUUCUGAC